Molecule: messenger RNA, 969 nt
Organism: Microthlaspi erraticum
Lineage: Eukaryota; Viridiplantae; Streptophyta; Magnoliopsida; Brassicales; Brassicaceae
Source: the annotation of a GenBank genome assembly
AUGGGUUGCUCUGCAGCAGCGCUUCCUCCUUCACUCUUUACCAACGGGUCUCUCUCCUCUUCUCGAAAUGUCUCCAUGACGGACUUUAACAGUUUGGUAAAGGUUAGCGAUCCUGAUGGUUACAAAUGGCGCCUUGUUAUUGCCUACGAUGGCACCAAAUUUGCUGGUUGGCAAUAUCAGGAGUCACCACCAACGAUCCAAUCAUUGCUAGAGAAAGCCUUAACUCAGAUAACAAAGAUCAGAAGAAAAGAGCUACUUCUUGUUGGAGCUGGUAGGACCGAUGCAGGAGUUCACGCUUGGGGUCAGGUGGCUCAUUUUGUAACUCCUUUCAAUUAUACUAGUUUGGAUAGCAUUCACGCUGCUCUAAACGGUCUUCUUCCUGAAGAUAUCCGUGUCAGAGAGGUUAGUGCGGCGGUUCCUGAGUUCCACGCUCGGUUCUCUUGCCGUAGCAAGGUUUAUCGCUACCAGAUAUACAGCGACACUUUCAUGGACCCGUUCCAGCGUCAUUGGGCUUACCACUGUGCUUAUAAACUGAACGCUGAUAAAAUGAGAGAAGCUGCACAACGAUUUGUUGGAAAGCAUGAUUUCUCUGCAUUUGCAAACGCCACAAGGGAAGAUGGAGCACCUGAUCCUUUGAAAACUAUAUCUCGCUUUGAUGUCACUCAAAUGGGAUCUCUUCUGCAGCUUGAAGUUGAAGGUUCAGGCUUUAUGUACAGACAAGUCAGAAACAUGGUAGCUUUGCUGAUUCAGGUUGGAAAAGAAGCAUUGGAUUCAGACAUUGUCCCAAUGAUUCUGGAAACCAAAGACAGGAGGGAGCUUGCAAAAUAUGCAUUGCCUGCGCCACCUCAUGGUCUUUGUCUUGUCUCUAUCAAGUAUAAGGAAGAUCAUCUACUGCUUCCACAGGAUUGUCCUGUAACUAGUUUUGGUAGACAUCACACUAUAAUAAAAUGUAAACUCCCUUUCUAUUGA